AUGACGCCUGACCAACGAUUCUCUGGGCUAGAUGACUUUUGGCUCUUGGGGAUGAUAGGUGACGUUCCUGUCCACUACCACAAGGGACUUAAACCGGGCAGAAGACUUUCCAGGUUCCACAGAGCUCUACGUUUAGUCUUUCCUGGUUUUCCGGUCCCCGGGCGGCAGGCGGAGAGCGCGUGCGCGGGUCGUUCCCAUCCUUUGCUCCUGGCGUCCCGAUUGUCCGGACCUGGUUGUCUGUAGCACGUGGAAAGCCUCAGGGUGUGAACUUCGCGGGAGGAGUCACCCCCUCGAGAUCGGAGCAGAGAGCAGAGCUACCGAGACCCUGCAAGAUGUGCCUCCGAGGAUCGCGCGCUGUACACGGCGGCCCAAGUGGCUACCGAACCCGGAGAGCUUCGCGCUUCCUCUUGCUCCCUUUCCAGAGAAGUACUCUUUCUGGGGAGCUUAUUAAAAGCUCAGACGGGAAAAGGAGAAUUACAAUUAAAAAAAUUAUUUCGACUCUGCAACGUCGGACACUUUAAUAGUAACUAGGGAGCAGUUGCGUUCAGGGAGAUCAAGGGCAAGUUUCAUGGCCAGAUCCUGACGUGUUCCGGUAAGAGUUUUCAGCAGAGGCCACCUUUGGAGGACUUUGUAUUAUUGAUGGAAGAGGGCCUACCUAUCAUACAGGGUAUUGAACUUUUGGAUGAGGCUUGUGUCUGCGAGCUGCUCUCAUGGGAACAGAUAAGUGAGGUGAAGUGGAACGCAAAAGUCAGAGUAAACAUCAACACAGAUUUACAGUUACAUUCUCAAAAGGAAAUUGGAGUUGGAAAUGAAGUGUUUCACGAGGAGAAUCAUGAAGAGUCACAUUCUGAUUUUCCACACGGACCACAUCCCUAUGUUGCUAGACUUGUUCACUGGUAAAGUGGCCACAUAUGUCAGUACUGUUUCCAGAAUAUAUUAAUUAGAUGUUUCAGUGUUAUGACCUUAAUUGGUUUCUCUUUUAUACUAGCUCUUUUGUCUUCUCGUUUAACCUUUUAAGCUGGUGAGGAAGUUCAGACCACAACUGAACUGGUACCUGAGAUGACAGCACUGAAUUUGAAGACAAAGAAGUAUCAAAUUAGAACUGUAUAUUAUCAGUCACAACUUCAGAAAGUAUUUUUACCUUAUUUUGGUAUGUUUAGUUAUUACUAUAAUUUGUAUGACUUUUACAAAUGUUUGAAAAAUAACAGAAGCUAAAGACCAUUGUACAACUGGGUAACCGUCCCAUUUGACACUUUCUUGCAUUUGGUUUGCCAUUCUGUAGCUGUGACUCCAGCGUGCUUUAGUUGAGCCUUGUCAUUCUUCACUCUCUGCAAACCAUUCCAUUGAUUUUUUUUUCUUCACAAAAUUAGUUUCAUUUUCUUUGUUUGAUUGAUGGUCAUUGGCUACUGAAAUAAAAUAUGCAUUUUAA
This is a messenger RNA of Mastomys coucha (southern multimammate mouse), 1429 nucleotides long. It is a transcript of the gene Trmt61b, whose product is annotated as tRNA methyltransferase 61B. NCBI's taxonomy places the organism in Eukaryota, Metazoa, Chordata, Mammalia, Rodentia, Muridae. The record is from RefSeq and is a predicted model, not a curated record.